This is a messenger RNA of Lactuca saligna, 1788 nucleotides long. The record is from the annotation of a GenBank genome assembly. Lineage: Eukaryota; Viridiplantae; Streptophyta; Magnoliopsida; Asterales; Asteraceae.
AUGUCGUCAAUUAUUGCUUAUGUGUUGGUUCUCAUCACUUGCACCACCAUUUUCCAAAUCCCUCCUACAUGCAAGGCCGAUGAUAUUGAACUCGAAACCUACAUUGUUCAAUUAACUUCACCCCAAGGCCAAGAGUUUUCACAGCCACGAGACCUUGAAGAGUGGUACAAGUCACUUCUCUUCUCUGAAACUGUUGUUUCAGUCUCAAAUGAGAAACCAAUCAUGAUUCAUAUGUACCACCACGUGAUUACUGGAUUUGCUGCAAAAAUGUCGGCGCAACAAGCAAAGGCGAUGGAGAAUAUGACGGAAGUUUUAUCUAUAAGGUCCGAGAGUAUGGAUGCAGCUAUCGAAGACGGUGUUGAUGUGCUUUCAGUUUCACUUGGUGGACCUUCCAGCCAAUUCUACGAAGAUAUUAUUGUUAUCGCCUCCUUUGCUGCCAUGCAGAAAGGGAUCUUUGUGAGUUGUUCCGCUGGUAAUUCCGGGCCUUAUAAUUCAACAUUAUCCAAUGAAGCGCCAUGGGUACUUACCGUUGCGGCUAGUACGAUUGACAGGAGAAUAAGGACGACAGUUUAUCUUGGAAACAACAAGUCAUACGAUGGAGAGUCGUUAUACCAACCCAAGAAUUUCAACCAUAAGUUCCGACCUCUUGUUUACCCUGGAAAAGAUGGCAAACUUGUUGAUGUGAAGGGGAAAGUUGUAUUUUGUGAUGGUUCGAGAAGGUGUACGAGCGAACAUGUAAAGGCAGCAGGAGGAGCUGCCGUGAUACUUGCUAAUGAUAAACAUUUCGGCGAGACAACAAUAGCAGAGGCUCAUGUUCUUCCAGCAUCGGAUGUGGGUUACGGGGAAGGAAUUGAGAUAAAAAAGUAUUUAAAUUCGACUUCUUCCCCUGUAGCCACUAUCCUUUUUCAUGGAACUGUACUCGGCAUAAAUACGGCUCCUGAGCUGGCUUCUUUCUCCUCGAGAGGGCCUAACUCUGCAAGUCCUGGAAUCCUGAAACCAGAUAUUACUGGACCCGGGGUUAACAUUCUUGCAGCUUGGUCCAAGUCAGAUGAUAACAAUACAAGAAACAAGGCGCACUUCCACGUCACAUACGGCACGUCCAUGUCUUGUCCUCAUCUAGCGGGGGUAGCAGCACUUAUGAAAAGAGAACACCCGGAUUGGUCUCCUGCUGCUAUCAAGUCUGCAAUAAUGACAACCGCGAGUCAAGUCAGCCUAAACAACCACGCGAUUGUAGACCAAAGUGACCCAAGACUGCUUCCUACAGAUGUGUUUGGCAUUGGCUCGGGUCACGUGAACCCAUCUAAAUCCAACGAUCCAGGGUUAGUCUUUGACAUCCAACCUAGCGAUUACAUUCCGUAUCUGUGUGGGUUAGGCUAUACUCAAAAACAAAUCGAGUUGAUCACAAAUAAGAAAGUCUCAUGCUCAAAAACCAUCCCGGAGGCACAACUCAACUAUCCUUCUUUUGCGGUUUCACUAAAAAGAGGUGACAGCAAAACAUACUCAAGGACGGUGACUAAUGUUGGUAUGUCAAACUCAACUUACACCGUCGGGGAAAUUCAUGUGCCACACGGUGUAAAACUUGUGGUCAGCACUGGCACUGACACUGGAUUCGGUCUUUCUCAAGUACAUGAGCUCAGCUUCACAGCAGUGCAGCAGAAGGUGACGUACAGUAUAACCUUUUCUCGAGAUGCUACGGCUGAGGUGAAUGGUCCUUACAGCCAAGGCCAUAUGACUUGGGUUUCGGGUCAAUACUCGGUUCGGACACCGUUUUCAUUCAAGUUUGAAUGA